Molecule: messenger RNA, 1593 nt
Organism: Fusarium mangiferae
Lineage: Eukaryota; Fungi; Ascomycota; Sordariomycetes; Hypocreales; Nectriaceae
Exons: 8
Coding region: 1-1593 (530 amino acids)
Biological process (GO): transmembrane transport
Cellular component (GO): membrane
Molecular function (GO): transmembrane transporter activity
Source: RefSeq, a predicted model, not a curated record
AUGGCUGAAGUCAAACAGACGACUGCCGUUGCGGUCGAUGAUCGUCGCUACGAUCGCGAUACCGAUAACUCAGCGACUGAGUACGAAGAGAGCGAAAAGAGCGGCAAGUCCUGGAAGAGCUAUGUCUGGGAUACUUGGGAGUUGCCCAAGGAGCAGCGAUGGCUUCUUUUCAAGGUUGACGCUUUUGUCUUGACAUUUGCUUCCAUUGGGUACUUCCUCAAAAACAUCGAUCAAACAAACGUCAACAAUGCGUUUCUGAGUGGAAUGAAGGAAGAGUUAAACAUGUAUGGCAAUGAGCUCGUUACCAGCACAUCCAUCUGGACUGUGGGCUAUGUCGUCGGUCAGAUCCCUUCGAACUUGCUUCUUACUCGAGUAUCGCCGCGCUGGGUUAUCCCAUCUCUUGAAGUUGGUUGGGGUAUUGCAACUAUCUGUACUUCAGCUGUGCACUCUUACAAGGCUUUGUACGCUCUGAGGUUCCUCGUUGGUCUUUUCGAAUCCGGCUUCUACCCUGGUAUUCACUAUAUGCUCGGCUCUUGGUACACCCCUCGCGAAAUCGGAAAGCGCGCUAUGAUCUUCUGGCUGGCUGGUAGCAUUGGUAACAUGUUCAGUGGCUUCCUCCAGGCAGCUGCUUACACAAACUUGAAUGGUGUCCAUGGCCAUGCAGGCUGGCGCUGGCUCUUCAUCAUCGACGGCAUCAUCACCCUUCCACUCGCAGUUGCGGGCUACUUCUUCUUCCCCAACCUUCCUCAAGAUGGAGUCAAGACUUGGUGGACUACAGAAAGGGAGCACGAGAUCUCGAUUGAACGAAUGAAGGCCAUCGGUCGAGCUGGAAAGGAGAAGUGGACAAAGGCCAAGCUCAAGUCCAUUCUCCUAAGUUGGCACACAUACUUCCUUCCUAUGAUUUACGUUCUCUGGAACAACGCGUACCCUCAGCCCGCCAUGGGAUACUGGCUCAAGAGCUUCAACGCCGAUCCUCCUCCCGUACCCGGCACCUCGUAUUCCGUCGCUCAGAUCAACAAUUUGCCUUUACCGUCGACCGCAAUCUUUAUUGUCAUGGCUCUAUUCUGGGGCUGGCUUUCCGAUGGACCCCUGAAGGGUCUCCGAUGGCCUUUCAUCUAUGCCGGCGCCAUUAUCGCUAUGGCUUUCAAUAUCGCUCUUCUCAAGAUGCCUCUUUACGGAAACAACAGAGACCGAACUCUUGUUUACUGGUUUGCCAAUAUCGGCAACGGUGCGGGUCCCCUAAUUCUCAGCUGGAUCAACGAGAUCUGCUCCGCCGAUACCGAAAAGCGAGCCUUACUAGUAGCUGCGGCUAACGACUUCGCCUAUGUGGUCCAAGCCGUGGCUCCCAACUUUGUUUGGAAGACUACCGAUUUCCCCAGGGCUGCAAAGGGCUAUACAUGGUCUACCGUGCUCAACGCUUUACUGAUCGUCUGGACUGCCGUUGUUCAGCUACUUCUGGCCUGGGAUAGGAAGCGGCAAGCCAAGGCUCGGGAAGUCAUAUCAGAAGAUUCCGAGGCCAAUUCUCAAGAGGAAUCACACGAUGGUAGGGAAACUUCGGUUUAUCCGGCGGAAAAGAAAACGGAUCUUAGCUAG